This is a messenger RNA of Dermacentor andersoni, 4746 nucleotides long. Lineage: Eukaryota; Metazoa; Arthropoda; Arachnida; Ixodida; Ixodidae. The record is from RefSeq and is a predicted model, not a curated record.
AUGGCCGAAGCGUUCGCCUUCCGCGGCAAGGCCGUGAGCCCCGAAAGGACGGCACGCAGCCCCUUCGGCAGGCGGACCUGGCUCGUCGUCGGGCUUAUGACCUCUGCCAUGCUGCUAAUGUGUGCUUCGGUGGCGUUGUUCCAGCGGCGCUUCGACCUGGCCAGCUACUUCCGCCGCCCGCCCGUAGCCGCAGCCCCAGCCGACGAAGACUGGGGCCGAAACGUGUCGGCCAACGGGACGAAGGGCAAGAUCCACGAGGAGCUCAAACGGGAACCGCGAAGUGACGCCCACAGCACUGUUGCUGCUUCGGAAAUCAAGACGCGCGAACCACUGCAGACGAAGACCAAGCGAAAGGCUCGCACGAAGUCCGCGUCGCGGCAGGGAGCCGAGAACGGUUCUAUGAGGACAGUAACUGCGGUUCGUAAGGCGUCUACGACGAGAGGCGCGCAGCGGCUUCGAGAUGGCACCACGGUCGUUGACAUCGGCCAAGAGCUCGAGCUCCUGCAACGGCCCUUCGCCGAGAGACCCGCGGCAACGGACGAGGCUUCGCCGACGAUCAACGGUGGCGACAGGACGGACACGAAGAAGGAACUGCCCGUACCACGGACUGCAGGGACCGCACCGAAGUACGAGGCUCGCUUCGUUUCUUCCGUGGGAAGCAAGUCCGCAGAAGCCUCGCACAGGACUCAACCUAGUAGCGGCAACAUCACAGAGUCUCCAGACUCCCGUAAGAAAAACGAAGAGUCAACCCCUAAUCACCCUCCGGCGGACCUCGCGAUUUCUUCGACCGACAGCAACCACGACUCCCCUGCGCCGCACAAAGGCGUCCGCAUGGUGAAGAGAAGGCGGAAGCUCAGGAAGCUCAUCACAGUUCCGGCCUCGACGUCAAGCACUAACUCGCUAAGCAGCUUGGCGGUUCCGGCUGGAAACGUGACUGGUGCAGGACCGCACACUGACAAUACAGGGGAAGCUCGCGCGAAGGAGGAGGUCGUCAUAAAGAAAAGAGAGCACCACGAUGCUCUGAACAACCAGGUGAAUUCAGUUUCCAAACUGGCGACGGGGCUAAGCUCUGAGAGCCCAACGACAAGUAUGGGACGCGCGGCAGUUAUUGAUGUCGGCAGUUCCAAAGCUUCCGGGGGAAAUAUAAGUUCAAACAGUACUACUGCACAAGUAUACUCAUCUAGCCCGUCUGUAAACACUGCCACCUUGAGCACGGCACGUGACUUCGCAGGAAUAUUAGCAAGUAAGAAGCCAGCGUCUUCAAAGGGAACUGUAGUUGGCCUCAUCGGGUCCACAGCAAGUCUUGCUGUUGCUGACACAGCAAGCUCGUCCUCCAAAAACAAGUCGUCAAGCAGACCGGAGAGCAGUUCCAUAACCACUAGAAGUAAUAACGGGACAGUUACCAGCGCGUCGAACAAACACACUAUCACCAUUGGAACAUCAAACGCUUCACUCGGUGAAUUUGUUUCUAGCGCGAAAUCAUCAUCACAGCUACAAACCUCGCUUUCGACUCGAAGCCCUCUCCUCAGCACCGAGAAUACGCAAACGACACGGGUGGACAUGACGUCAGCCGAUGCGAACCUCGUCGACAUCGUGGCUGAAGGAGUCAACAAAUCCGCGGAGGACGUCCUCAAGAAGAUUCUUGAUAAAGCAACGAAAGAGGAAAGAAACAACUCCGGGAAGUUACCAAAAGGUGCCGCAGGGAUGGCCGAAACUUCGGGAGGCGUCGUUGUCGGACGCGUGACGUGGGCGAACGGAGGAGGCGACGCCAGUUCAUCGGUCGCGGAAGCAAGCGCGUACAGUCGGCCUGCUUCUCAGCCUGCAGAACUGACUCGAGUUCCCAGUACGUCUUCGAUAGAUCAGAAUCAAUCAAAAUCGACAGGAGUCGCGGAAGGUAGGGCCUUUUUGUCGACAAGGACGACUGCACGGCAUCAGUCAUCGACGCAGUCUUCAACUGCAGCACCUUCGACUACGCAGCUCUCCACUAUACAACCGUCUGAGGAGGGUUUCACGACUCGGAUGGCGGCAAAAGAGUUCGCUGCGAAGCGGCAACCCAUGGAGGGCUCUCCGGAGGGGCCGAACUCGGCGGCCAGUACAUCGCUGCGAACGUCUACAACAACGGCUUCCACUUCAGAAGGGAUAGCUGAAGAGGUUGUCGUAUCAACAGAGACCAGCUCAACAGCUCCUCCUGACGAGAUCAUCCCCGAAACGGAAGCGCCAUCCAGUACGUCCUCCCCCAAAGAGACGUCCUCACCAGAGACGACCACGGUAACGAUUUCCUACUACACCGGGCAGGACGAGUGGAUUCCGGAAGCCAGCGGUGGUUACAUGAACGCGCUUGGCGGCUAUGCUAAUAAGCUGAAGAUUCGACGCCGAGGCAAGGCACCGCCCGCGCACGCAACGCCGGCGAAGAAGAAGGCGCCGGCGAAGGAGAAGGAAAAGACGCUUUCCGGCGACCGCUCGAGUCAUCAAACCAGGCGUGGCGCAGCCGCAAGUUUCGCCAGCACGAUUGGCGAACCUAAGCGUCCGGAAACGCGAAAAAGAACAUCAGCUGAAGCCCUUCCUAGAGUUCAGCAACCGGCCGCGAAGGCCAACGUGAAAGCCGAAAUGAGCGAUCUUUACUCCUCGCUGAACGCGGCGAUACAGGAGGAAAGCAAACAUAAUUUGGCACAGAGCAACGAAGAAAUGCUCGACUACGGCGUCGUGCCUCACGACGUGCCCGUAAGCAACGUGGCCGCGAAAAAUCAGCAUGACUCUCUGAGAGCGCAGAAUGCUUCUAGCGUGCCAAGGCUGGGGCCCGACGUCAGAAACGGGCCGAGGGAGACGGGUACAGUGACGCCGAUGGAGCACCGACGCGGUUCUGUCAGUAUAACGGUGGCUACGCAUCCACGCAACGCAAACCGCUCUGCCGGGUGGAACAGGUCGACGAACGCGAAUCCCGGGCCUUUCGGGAUCAACACCGCUGAUGAAGGCGUCCAGGCGCGCACGUUCGAGACACGUUCUACGAAUGUGAAGCAGGGCACGUCAAAGAUAGGCGUAACACUGGUUGUUAUGAACAGGAACAACGAAGGAAAGCAAUCUAAAAGGUUGAACGCUUUACCAUCGACGCGGCACUCUCUUGUGGCCGAGUUUACGACAACAUCUUCUCCAAGUCCCGCGGCCGAAAUCCUGGGAAAAGACAGCUUUUCGUUUUCUCAAACCACCAGCAGGGAGACAAAUAGGGCCCAUACUGGCUACGCAGUUUCCUACACUGACAAACGCAAGCUGGAGCGCAGUAGUGAAUUACCUCCUAAUCCUCUAGACAUCGAGACAGAUUUACCAGAAACUGAAUCACCGAACGGUCGAAACAAACCCGACGCUCGCCCCUUGGCUGACGAUUACGCUAGUGCUCCUACCGAUGGUAGCACGAACAGCAGCGCCACUCCUCGGUACGUCGAAAUCAGUAGCGAUAUCAAAGACGGAAAGUCAGGAAAACCUCAUCGACACUCCCCUUCCGGAAACCUGGCCGAAGAGUCAAUGGAAAACGCAGACAACACGAUUCCGACGCGUACUCCACAAGCAACCGAAGCGACGUCUGUGCACUCCGUCAUGGGAAUUCACGAGGUCGAAACUACGGCAAGAGGAAUCGAACGUAAAACGAGGUCCUCCGUACCCACCGUCAAAAGACCAGGGGUCGUAUGCGUAUACAGGAAGAAUCAUGCCGGCUGGGUGACCGGAAACACGUCGUACGGCCUCGAGUCUCUACCCUACGAGUACUGCACUUCGGUGGUGUACUGCUGCUUGAGUAUGCGCGAGGAUUUCGCGAUCGAAGGCCUCGGAAACCACAAUGACUUCAAACAGCUGGCCCAGAUAAAGAACCUCAACCCUGGCCUAGAGACUUUCGUGGUCAUCGAAGCGAACGAAUCGACCGCGCCAUCGUUCAAGCGCUUAAUAUCCAAGACAGUACAUCAGGACAUCUUCCUGCUGCUCGCGGUGCACUGGAUGAGGACCAGGGUUAUCGACGGAGCCUACCUUUACUGGCCUCAGAUGAAAGACAAAGACGGGGACAGAAUGGUGAACGCCUUCCGUUACCUUCUCGACAGCUUCGCCAAGUCCAAUCUGAAGUUCGGCCUCAUUCUUCCCGCUGGAACUCGGUACCUCGCCAAGACGUCCGCUCUGAAGGCCCUGACCGACGACCUAGACGGCUCCUACGCCGCCAUCUUACUGUCUCCAUUGGAAAUGGACGACUCGGCGUUCACGGGCACACUUUCCAGCCCCACAAAAGCGCUAGCCGAGGAGUACAAGAAGUACCCCGAGGAUAUCGUCGGCACUGCUUCUGUCUGCCCGAUGAUACCUUUCUGGGGCAAGACCUUCAAGAUGCAGGCGGUGCUCCAGGACACCGGUCUGGCACUCAGGCCAGUCGGUCGCGGAGGAGCGAGGCAGACCAGCCGGGAACCAGGCAAACUGGCCUUCUUCGAGUUCUGCCGCGAGCUCGGGAAGAGCCUGUUCGUGUUCCCCAGUCGGGAGAACGCCGUGAUCGGCGACGAGUACGUGACAUUCCUGACACCGGCGUCUCUGGAGAAGGACCUGUCGUCCACCGCGUCGCGCACCUCCUGGCGAUGCUUCGGAUCCUGGGGCCCCGAGUGGGACGACUUCGACGGUCACUGCGGAAUGGGGCGCUACCCGCUGCUGAAGACGUUGUACGAGUUCCAGGUGAAGCACGCAGUAAAUGUGCCGGCCGCAUUCGGCGAGGCUGGUCAAAGUUGA